Messenger RNA from Tachysurus vachellii, 2159 nucleotides. RefSeq names its product F-box and leucine-rich repeat protein 8 (gene fbxl8). Bases 190 to 1293 code for a protein of 367 amino acids. Gene Ontology annotation, molecular function: protein binding. Lineage: Eukaryota; Metazoa; Chordata; Actinopteri; Siluriformes; Bagridae. The record is from RefSeq and is a predicted model, not a curated record. The transcript is spliced from 2 exons.
AUGAACUUGAAAACUUGCCCUCGCCAAGAUGGCAGCAGAGAGUUGACGUGUCUGACGUAGGACAGUGACGUGGAAGUAGAGGAGUAAGAGGAAAUAACGCUAAGUGGGGAAGAAACCACAGCUGGUGUCCCACUACUGACUUUUUUUUUUUUUUUUUUUGCACUCUUACUUGGUUUGAAGGACAGAUUAAUGGAUCUUCCAGAAGAAAUCCUUGCACAUAUUUUCUCUUUCCUGUCACUGAAGGAUAAAUGCAAUGCCUUCCUGGUGUGUAAAACGUGGUCCAACAGCUUAACCUGCUCAAGUGCAUGGACACACGCUGAGAUCAUGUGUGAUUCUAGAGACUGUGUUCCUCAGAGGUUCUCUGAUCGUCUACCAUGUAUUAGACAUUUAAAGCUGAUUGUCAGUGUGGAUGAACCUGCUCAUCGACAGACUGGUCUGUGGGUUCUGCAACAGGUUCUAGCCAGGGGUCAUGGCAGACUGCGCAGGUUAUGCGUCAGCUGCUUGGGGAACCCACCUCUGUUUUACUCAGGACAGGACCUGCUGCACGGAUUGGUGGAUGUCUUGAACAGCGGUUCGUCCCUCAUGGCCCUGGACAUGAGGGGUGUUCCGUUCACCCUGAAUGACAGCUGUAUCAAGUGUAUAGCUGCUCUCUGCCCUGCCCUGCAAAGUCUCUUCAUCAAUAACAGUUCUCUGGUGUGUGGAGUCGUCUCAGAGACAAUCAGGUACGUCCUGAAAAGCUGUCCAUCGCUGAAUACUAUCGGGCUCUUCCAAGCCAGCAUAUCUCACGAUGUCCUCCGAGACCUCCUCGAACCCCAAAGAACAAAACUAAUGCUGCUGGAGUUGCGCUGCGAGCGCUCGCUGAAGUACGUCACGCCGCUUAGCGAUCAAAUCUGGGCAGACGUGAAACGCAGGCAUCCCGGUCUAAGAGUAGACCUGGAGCUGGACCACACGCUUCCGGAGCUCCAGGUUCCCAGCGUUCUUCAGCCCAGCAUCCCUGUGAGACAGCUCCGCCUCCACACGUGGACUUGUCUGCUGGACGAGUUACGUCUUGUGGCUCAGAGUUACGCAGGAACGCUGGAGGUGCUGGAACUACAGACCACCGCUUCCCCAGAGCUCAACACGGUGCUGGUCUCCAUAGCAACGCAGUGCACAAAACUCUGUGAGGUUCACUGUUACUGUGUGGUUUCGCAGAAUGUGAUAGAAGCCUUCUGCUCAUUGUGUCCUGACUUACACAGAUACACACUGAAAACGCGUAAAGAGCUCCACCCGUGGACCUGCACCACUCUUAGAUAGCGCACACACACAUUUGUACACUUUACACCGCUGCACUGCUGAAUUCUGGAAACUGAUUGGUCAGUGGGUGUUUGUUAAUUCUCUAAAACAGCAGCUCUUGAUAGUUAUUGGCACAAACAGCUUUACAUACUUAAUGUGCUUGUUUUAAUACUUUAUAAUUGUUAUCGCAGCAGCUCGUUCACAAGGGCCGUGUUCAGUCCACUGCCAAACAGAAUUAUUUUUUUUUUAUUUCUAUAACAGCACGUCGGUACUUCAGAGUGAAGUCAGAUGAGAUUUUGUUUGCGAGUUGCAAAGUAUUCAUAGUGUAUAUUAUGAUAUUUUAUAUUAUAGACUAGUUAAAUAUUUAUGAUUAUAUCACUGACAUCUAUGUUGGAGAGUUGUUUUCUUGAUUCUUAUUCACAUUUAACUCAAGUUUGAGUCUUUUUGAAGUUUUUGUGGUUAAACACACUCUUGAAGGCAUAAACGGUUUCAUUUCGCACCACUUUGUUACCCUAUGGACAUUUCUAGGUAGAAUUCAUUAGAAAGACAAAACCAUUAGCCAGCUUUUUAGACUUCGAGGAAGUUUUUUUUCCCCCAAGGCUUGAAUUAUUAGAUACAGAAAAGAUUUUAAAUAAAUUAACAAGAGCGUAUAAAUGGGGGUGCAAACCUCUGAUCGUCUUAAAGAAACGUUUAUGGAAUAUACACAGAAAACACUAUUGUGAUAUGAAUGAAACAUAAAUGUUUAUUAUUGUACAUAAACUUUAUAACGGACACGGUUUAUUAUUUAUUCACCCUGAAUCCACAGGGGUGCAAACUUAUGCACUUUUGUUACACCGUAACAUGCCGUUCUUGCUGUAUAAAGUGUUGAUUAAAGUCUUUGUUGUUCA